This is a messenger RNA of Nicrophorus vespilloides, 858 nucleotides long. RefSeq lists its product as uncharacterized. The transcript has 2 exons. The coding region runs from base 20 to 787 and encodes 255 amino acids. Lineage: Eukaryota; Metazoa; Arthropoda; Insecta; Coleoptera; Silphidae. The record is from RefSeq and is a predicted model, not a curated record.
GAUUUCUGCGAGCAGCAGCAUGUCGCUUGUUCGUUCUGAAAAUCUAUCAGUGGAUAGUCUAGAAGUUUGCAAGGCUAAAGUGCAUGAUCUGCCUCUUUCGUGUGAACAAAUAGUCUCGUCGUCCAAUCUGCAAGGCUCAUUUUAUCUGAAACCGAAGAGUUUAAUAGACUCGACCGGUUCGAUAACAUCGGUUUGUAGUGAUCCAUUUCCCAAGGGCAGCAACAAGGUAGGGUUUGUUAAGACAGCAAUGGAAGAUUAUCUGAACAGUCACAGACACUCGCUGAGUUCGGUCAUGGAGUUGCUGAAUAGGAACGAAACAUUGAAGAUUCCUUUGGACGAUGUCGACGAUGAGGCAGACGACGAAAGCGUCAUCGAGGAAGAACCAGCAAUCGACCAAAGACGAUUUUCCCAGCAAGAUUGCUAUUACACUUUAUCGCCGAUAGAGGAAUACAGCGAGCCUUCCUCUUGCAGCAGCAAAGAUGUCAGGAGCUUUUAUAAUUUGCAAACCAUGUCUAGCUCCUGCGAACCGAUUCCCUCCGAUAUAGAUUACGAACUAACAGAUAAGUACGAUACAUUCCCAAGAGCUAAAAGUAGGCAGGUACAAUACUAUAACAAUACGCUGUAUCCAUUGGAACCUAGAGAGCUAGAUCCGAACGCUUUUAACCAAUUGCACACAGUGGAUAGUCAGGAGGAAUUGCAGGAGUUCUUGCUGCUGGAGAGCGCUUGCUUGUCCGAUUCGAAAGGUCGUGGCUUGGCCUCGGCUUUCUCCGAUCAGGAAACCGACUGAAUGUUGUUUUAAUGGCGCAAAAUUAACACUCGAUGAUAACAAAAAAAAUUGUGUUGUUAUGAAUAGCUGCG